This is a messenger RNA of Dendroctonus ponderosae (mountain pine beetle), 2504 nucleotides long. RefSeq names its product bicaudal D-related protein homolog. The transcript has 11 exons. Lineage: Eukaryota; Metazoa; Arthropoda; Insecta; Coleoptera; Curculionidae. The coding region runs from base 244 to 1755 and encodes 503 amino acids. The record is from RefSeq and is a predicted model, not a curated record.
GCGGCAGUUUCUCACAAUCUCACGUUUAGUUUGCUCGUAAGGUGCAAGUUGGUUUGUUCCGUGUUGUGCGCCCGCAAAGUGUCCAGCCACGGAUUAACUGCGUGUUUCUGUGACAGACUCCUUCUCAUUAUGUCUCCGAAAAAAUCCCACCGCCAUGUUCUUAGUGAUAGUCAUUCCAACACGAGUCGGUUCUCUUCACUUUUGAAGACUGGCCGUCUUUAAACCACUGCUGGACUUUAAAAAAUGCUAAAAUCCCUCGAAGAAUACGUAGUGGAAAUGGAAAAUCGUAGUGCCAUAAACGAGCAAAAUGCUCAGCAUUUAAGCGAGGACAUCUGGACGCAGCUGCAACAGAAGGAGAACGAUCUCCAACUGGCAGCUGAACUUGGAAAAGCCUUGUUGGAGGAAAACGAGAAGCUGAAGAAGCAGAACGAUGCCACAGUAGAAGAAUAUUCCCGGAAGCUAGAGGCUGUGGAGCAGGACAGGCAUUUGUUGCGAAAAAAGUUGACCAGCAAAGAAUCGGAAUUAGAUGCUCGAAUAUUAGAAUUAGAAAACGACCUUAGCGAAGUUAAGGCGAAGUUAGCGCAAAAGGAAACAUUAGUUAAACAAUGGGAACGGGACAAAAGCCAAUUGUUGGAAGAACUCACUGCUCAGAACUCAAGACUAACCCAUCAGCUGAAAGAAGCACAGUCAGCAGAAACCCAACUUAGGCAACAAUUAGAUAGUUAUAAGGAACAGAUCUCAUUAGGAAAAUCUAGCAUGCAACAACACUUGAGCAACGUAGAUGGCCUGAGAGACGAACUGGAACUAGUCUCAGAAAAAAACAAAGAACUAGAGCGAAGACUGCGAGCAGCUGCCCAGGAACGGGACAAUCUCGCGCUAGCUCUGGAAGAAGCUUCGGAUAGAAUACUUUUACUGGAACGGCAUGCCAGAGAGCAAGAUAUAAGAUACCAACAGAGCUUGAAAGAAUACAGCCUUCCGCAGGAAAAGCUAUCCAUAGAAGAACGACUAAAUGGUGACCACCGAUCGCUUCUAGCAGAAAUGGACAUCUCUGAGCCCACUUUGAGCCAGGAAUGUAUGUCGGUUUAUCGGCAGCUCAGAUCGCUGGUUCAACAGUUGAAGAGUCACCAGGAUGACGAUAGCGGACUACAUUCGGACUGUUCCACAGCUUCGCUGGACGACAGUAGUCGCUUUUCUCCGGGACUUUUAAGCGAAGUGGCCCAAGAAUUGGUAGGACUAGUGCUAGAUACUGACGUGGUGAGAUUACUGGAAAGAUUGGAACAGGCUCGACGAGAAAUUCAGGAGAGAGACGAAGAACUUCAAAAAAGAAUGGACAUACUUAACGAAUUAAGUAGCAAGGCAUCGGUUUGUGAAGUGGAACUGCAAGCAGCUCUAGAAGAACGAGAUCGAGCUCGACAUGACGCCAGUGAUACUUCGUUAGCGCAGGAUGAAGUUGUGGUAAAAGCCAGAGAUGACAGGGACAUGGCAGUGCAAAGAAGAACGAAAGCAGAAGUGGAACUGGCCAAAACACGAGUCGAACUGAUGCAGGCCAACAGCCAGCUACUGGAAGUGAUCCAGCAGAAGGUGGAAAUGAGCCAACAGUUAGAACAAUGGCAGAUGGAUAUGCAGGAGUUGUUAGACGAACAACUGAGAAAUAAACUAUCAAAUCAUGAGCUCAAAAUGCGAAAAAUCGAGCAACAACAAACACCGGUAGUGCCUCCAAGACGAAGACUGUUGAAUUUCUUUUUACAGCGAUAGCAUCUGUAUAAAACUCUCCUGAAUGUUUCCAAGGAAAGUUGCCAAGGAAUCGAUUACGGCUAAAUAUAGGGCAGCUCAUUAGUUGUUUUAAACACGAAAAUAAUGCGAGAUACUUAGUUACCUAAACUAUUGAGGAACGUUGGUAAGCAAAGAUUAAUAUCCACGGGAAUAAAUUGCUUUACGUGUUUGGUUGGAUCUACUGCUAAGAGUUGAACAGCCAAAAUAAUACUUUAAAAAAUCUUCACCAGUGGCAAUAUACUAAUAACGUACCGGGUGAUCAAAUAAAAGAACAUAUUAUUUUGAAUCCUAAACAUUGCCGACGCUUUUUAUUUGAUCAUCCAGUAGAAGGCAAUGCUAUUUUACGCUACCUUUAUACGAUGUAGAUACAAUUAACUAAAACUGUGAUUUUAAGAAGUUUUUCUAAGUAGUAACAAAGUAGCUAAUGGUUGCUAAUUAGUUUUAGCAAAUUGUAGCGUUACGAGAAACUUUAAUUAAGGUUUUAGACUUUUUAAAUCAAUAUUUUACACCCCCCUGACACUAAAAACAAUUUAUAUUGCAAAGGACGUUUUAGGCUGAUCUGUAGGGCUGUUUUACAGAACCUAAAUUUGCUUAGUUGCAAAAUGGCGUAAUUGUAAUUACCUGUACGUGAAGUAUCCGUCCAAAAUUAACACGAACUAAUCAAAAUUAAAAACGCCUUGAACCUAUAAUAAUGUUAUAUUAUUGAAAAUAAAGAAUAUUUUAUACAUUCA